AUGCCUCUGAUCAUCACUCGCCUAUACGAGUACAGCCUCUAUAAUACUAGCUAUCAUUUUCCCUAUUACAGGUCUAUAGUGAGCAAAGACUCCUGGCACAUCAGUGCGAAACAAGAGCUCUUCCUCUUUCAAACACACUCAGAGAUCCGGUCGGUGAGUCCAGAGUCGGGCAGUAUAGGUGGAGGGACAGAUGUCACCAUUACUGGGGAUUUCUUUCAGUAUUCAGUUAAAGUCACUGCAGCAGGAGCCCCGUGCAAGAUCAGAUCUGUUUCUCCCAGAUUGAUUGUUUGUACAACAUCGCCAAACAGACAGACCCAGAAUCCUCCUCAUCCAGGUAACCGAGGGUUGUGGUUCGAACUGCGGGAUGGAUCAGAUGAUCUAAACACCACUGACAAGCUUCCUCUUCUCCGUGGAUUAAUGGUCCCAGAUGCCCAAUCUCCAGAUAUCAGGAUCAGACCAGGGCGCCCCUUCAGUGCAAGGCUACAAGGAUUCUUCGUGUGUCCAGAGACAAACAAUUACACAUUCUGGAUACAGGCGGACAGUAAAGCUCAGCUCUUCUUCAGUUCUUCGGAGGCGGCUGAAACAAAGUUUGAGGUUGCCUCCAUACCACACGGCAUUUCAACAUGGACCGAGCGCUGGGAGCUGGACUGGGAUGACCGCUGGAAACAGAAAUCCUCCAAAAUGGAGCUUUUACGUGGCCAGAAAUAUUACUUAGAGAUGUUACAGUAUGGCGCAGGACCGUCAUCCGGCAUGAAGGUCGGCGUUCAGAUUCACAACACCUGGCUGAAUCCAGAAGUAGUGAACACUUACCAAAGAGAGAAGCACCAGAUAGUGGCCCAGUCUUCCCAACUUCCUGAAAUCCAGAAGCUGACUUUCUCAGGAGAAGGCUUGGUCCGGUUUUGUUGGGACGGUGUAGCCAGCAAAACGGUUCACCCGAACAGCACCGCGGAGGAAAUACAGUCGGCCAUUAAAGACAUGCUGUCAGUCCGCUGUGUCACAGAGCCGUCCAUGGGGGAUAUAUUCCACAGUUAUGGGUUUGAAGAAGAUGAGAUGAAUGAGCCCGGCACGGGUGGAGUGAAGGCAGGGUGGACGGAGCCGUACUGUGGGAUGUUCAGCAUCUUCAAACCUACACACAUUCUGAAGGGAUCUAGUCCAAUGGAAACACUGGAGAUAAACCAUCACAGCCAUGAGGUGUGUUUUGCCUAUAAGGGAUAUUUGAGGGAAGAUCUUCUGGUCUCCAUCACAUACAACUCCACAAAGAAUUCACUGAACCCAGUAAGAAAGAAUUCUACUUGCCACUGGGAGUCUCGUGGGGGCGAUCGUGAGAGCUGGAACUAUGUCUGUAUGGAUCUUUGGAUGUGUAUAGAAGACACAUUGGGUGAUGCUGAUGGACUCUCUUCAAUCCACGUAGAUCAGAUUCUUUUGAUGCAAGUAGAAGAUGAGGAAAACAAUUGGUAUUUUAUUGAUGAGAUCGUCAUUGCCAAUAGAAGCAUAAAAGUUUACCAAGUGGGUCCAAAACCAGCACGGCCAGGCGGACAUCUUCUGAAUGCCAUAGCUGUUACUGGGACUUACCCCAUCUUCAACCUGACUGCUUCCGUGGCCAACUGUGGAACCGACCUUCCCUUUAUAGAGCUGUGUGGAGCUACCAUGGAAGAUCCAGGAACAGAUCAGCUCCGGCAGACACCGAGUCAAGUAAAUGAAGUAACUUCAUUGGUGGUUACAAGACUACAAGCGGCAAGCCCACCAAUUGGAGGAACCUUUACCAUUCACUUAUCGGGCACGAUCAUACCAGGAAUACCGGUCCACAUCUCCCCGCUACACCUACGGGAAAUACUCAUUCUCAACGUCAAUGAUGUCACGGUUCAGUACAUUAAUACCCCAGACUUUACUGUUACCAGGGAUGUGUAUUCCUGCCAUCAUAUUGUUUGGACCUUGUAUUGGACUAAUAGGACCGGAGACUUGCCGGAUCUCAUCCAGGUUACUGCAGACAAUCUGACAGGACUGAACCCAACAGUUAUAACACGGGUGGUUUUUGAUGGAGGAGUGUUCAUAUGGCCAAUAUUUGGUGAUAUGUUAGCAUCCGCAAACCUCCUUCCUCAGGUCACUGUUCAUGUGAAUGACAUCCCGGCCAAUUGUUCAGGUUCUUGUACCUUCCAACAUCUUAUGACUGUGACCCCAGUAGUGACAGACAUUCAGUACUCUUCAGGUAGCAGAUGUGAUUAUACCAUCACUAUUGCUGGAUCUGGUUUUUCUAGAAGCCCAGAGGACAUAAAUGUACUGAUCAAUGAGAUAGAGUGUGAUAUCACUGAUGCGAAUACAUCUAGUAUAACGUGCUGCCCUAAGUCACGUCUACCACCAGGGAAGCAUGUAGUCACAGUGCAUGUGAAGCCGAUGGGUUUUGCAGUACAUGCCAGUGGAGAUUCUCUUCCUUUUUAUAUCACACCCCGUCUCUUCAAUGUCAUCCCAUCUAUUAUGUCACAAAUCGUGAAGGCAUCAGAAGUAGAGAACUUGGACUUCAAGUGCAGAGACCUCACCACCCUGAAAGUCCCUGCAAGAUAUAAGAAGCAGGCAAGGGGUUUUACUAGCUAA
Molecule: messenger RNA, 2589 nt
Organism: Nanorana parkeri
Lineage: Eukaryota; Metazoa; Chordata; Amphibia; Anura; Dicroglossidae
Product: fibrocystin-like
Exons: 19
Coding region: 1-2589 (862 amino acids)
Source: RefSeq, a predicted model, not a curated record